AUGGCCGACUACAAUUCUUUGUACCAACACGGUCUUUACCUUUCGCCUGACCAGCAGGACCUCCUCUUAGCCGCUCUUUCGUCGAAUAAUCCGCCCUCGAAGCAGAAACAAAACGUUCAGAAGCCGGAGCUUGGUACGAAUCCGACCAAUACUCCAGGUCAAGCUUCCACGGGAAGCUUCAAUACCUCUCCUGCAUUCGACGGUUCCCAUCAGUUCGAUAAUCUUAACUAUGAUGAGAGCCCUUUUCUUGACUUCAACCCCGAACUAGAAUGGGACUUUCCCGGAUCCGAGAACCUGAUUGGCGAACUACCUGGGAGUGCAACAUCAGACGAUCACGAGGUCGGUGAGAAACGCAAGGAUUCAAACAGCAAUGGCGAGGUGAACGGAAAGAAAAGGAGGGAGAGUGAUGACAAGAGUGAUGAUAAAACGUCGAAGAAGCCAGGAAGAAAGCCCCUGACGUCAGAGCCUACUUCGAAACGCAAGGCACAGAAUCGUGCUGCGCAGAGAGCAUUCCGUGAGCGUAAGGAGAAACAUUUGAAGGAUCUGGAAGCGAAAGUGGAGGAACUACAGAAGGCAUCUGACAGUGCCAACCAAGAAAAUGGCCUCCUCAAAGCUCAGGUAGAGCGUCUGCAAGUUGAACUUCGUGAGUACCGCAAGCGCCUUUCCUGGGUGACACAAGGGAACGCGCUCUCGGCUAUCAACUCAUAUCCAGGCAAUGCCAACCGCAUGUCUGGACUCAAUAAUAACGAUUUCAUGUUCGAUUUCCCGAAGUUUGGGGAUCUCCCUGGCGGCCGUAUUUUCAAUGGUUCAGUGGCCAAGACCAAUCAAAACAAGAAAGACGACACCCCCAUACCCGGCAUCUUACGACAUUCUGCCCUACAGGCGGCUAACGGCAGGGCUUCAAGUUCCGCUUCACCCAAGACGGUCACAUCGAACAACCCUGCCACAAAGUCUCCCGUUACUGCAGAUGGUCGUUUGACAAGCCACACUUCAAGCGUCUACAACUAUCAUCAACCAGGACAAGGGCACGAUACAUCAACUUCUGAUUCCCCCUCCUCCUCGUCAGACUCACACCAGUUCCUCUCAUCCAGUGGUACCUCGCCAGAGCCCAGUGUGCAAUCUCCGGACAAUCAGGCCAAGGAAUCCCACGAGGGGCACACUUGUACCAUCGACGGAGAAAAGUCUUUCUGUGCGCAAUUGGGCAUGGCAUGCGGUAACAUCAACAAUCCUAUUCCAGCUGUGAGGCAACGGAGUGAGAGUGCUACAAACACACCCAAUGCACCAUCUAGUACAGAUAAUGUUCCUGGGAUCGACUUCAUGGCUCAGCAGAAUGGCGGCCAGUUCGACCCGCUGCUAUUUGGAGACUGGCGAGAACCGCAAGAUGCCGUUCUGUCGCAGGAUUUUAACACGUUCUUUGACGACGCGUUCCCGUUGCCCGAUCUUGGUAGUCCGUCACAUAAUCUUACAGAAGUUGGCCUUGGCGCGCAACAGAAGAAGAGCAUACUUGAGGAAAUGGAUAACAAGGAGGAGGAAGAGGUUGUGCCCGGUGAGGACAAGGCUCAAAUGUUAUCUUGCACUAAGAUAUGGGACCGUUUGCAAUCUAUGGAGAAGUUCCGCAACGGUGAAAUCGACGUUGACAAUCUGUGUUCAGAACUGCGCACGAAGGCUCGGUGUUCGGAAGGUGGUGUCGUCGUUAACCAGAGGGAUGUGGAUGACAUCAUUGGCCGCGUGUAGUCGAUUGUUCAAUUCGAUUCGCUUGACCAACAACUAUGGAAUAUCUACUUCUCACACGCUACGGAUACCCACGAUAUGAUACCUCGACGAAUACUUGGAGUAAAGGAUACGAGCGGGUUUAUAGCUAUGUCGUUUUUACUUGGGACACACAACAAUUGCAGCUUGAGCCGGUGCUGAAUAAUGAAUUACGGAUGUUUUCUUUCUCUAUUGUUACCCUUUCUUGAUUUUAGGCGAAUGGGCGGUGGAUUGACGCGCAAUAAACUGGAGGUCUGUACACCAUCGAAGCUUGACUUAUUUGGUUUAUGCCAUGUUGCAGGUGGAACAUAUUGUCCGUCACCUUUGGACUUCCUUCGGCGAACACGUACAUGUGAGUACUGGAAAACCGGACAGCAGAAAACAGGCGCUCGCGUUCGUUCACACCGCAACUAUUGGCGGGGAGUUACGAGACUUUGGUGUGGUGCAUAUGGUAUAGUCUGGUCUUAGUCUGUCUUUGAUUGUAAUUCGCUUACUACUCGCCACUUGCCUAUAUAUGACAUUGUCUUUCGUAC
Aspergillus nidulans FGSC A4 is the source of this 2282-nucleotide messenger RNA. RefSeq names its product protein napA (gene yap1). NCBI's taxonomy places the organism in Eukaryota, Fungi, Ascomycota, Eurotiomycetes, Eurotiales, Aspergillaceae. Bases 1 to 1734 code for a protein of 577 amino acids. The transcript is spliced from 3 exons. The record is from RefSeq and is a predicted model, not a curated record.